This is a messenger RNA of Medioppia subpectinata, 611 nucleotides long. NCBI's taxonomy places the organism in Eukaryota, Metazoa, Arthropoda, Arachnida, Sarcoptiformes, Oppiidae. The record is from the annotation of a GenBank genome assembly.
AGGCGUUGAAUCAAUUUCUGGAAAUUGUGAAUGAGAUCCGUAUUCAACACAACACGAGUAAUAUGUCGACCAAAACGGCGCUCAAGUUUCUGAUGGCCCGCAAGUUUGAUGUCCACCGAUCUCUGGCCUUAUAUGAAGCGCACGAAAUGACCCGAUAUCGGGAGGGUUUGGCCACAUUUGAGCCCAACUCACAGCCCCUUAAGGCUGAGUUGGAAACCGGAAAAUUCACAGUUUUGCCCGUUCACGACAGUAUCGGUGCCGCCAUUGCCAUGUUUUCCGCCGGGAAGCACUUCCCCAGUGAGACAUCACACCAAACCACUCUUAAGGGUGUUGUCUAUCAAAUGGAUGUGGCGUUAGAAGAUGUCGAGACCCAAAGGUCGGGAAUUGUGUUCAUAUAUAAUAUGAUUGGUUCCAAGUAUUCCAACUUCGACUACGAGUUGAGCCAAAAGAUCCUGAGUCUUCUGAAGGGCGCAUAUCCGGCGCGACUGAAGAAGGUGUUGAUAGUGAUGGCGCCGAUUUGGUUUAGGGCUCCCUUCAAGAUAUUGCGACUCUUUGUGAGGGAAAAACUUCGCGAUCGAGUAUUUAUGGUAAACGUGUCACAACUCGGUAUU